AUGUUUAUUAUCUAUCAAUUUACCUAUCACCCCCCUCGUUAUUAUCUAUCUAUCUAUCUAUCUAUCUAUCUAUCUAUCUAUCUAUCUAUCUAUCUAAUUAUGUUCCUUAUCUAUCUAUCUAUCUAUGCCUGUUCUUUAUCUCUCUAUCUAUCUAUCUAUCUCUGUUCUUUAUCUAUCUAUCUAUCUAUCUAUCUAUCUAUCUAUCUAUCUAUGUUCCUUAACUAUCUAUCUAUCUAUGCCUGUUCUUUAUCUCUCUAUCUAUCUCUCUCUGUUCUUUAUCUAUCUAUCUAUCUAUCUAUCUAUCUAUCUAUCUAUCUAUCUAUCUAUCUAUCUAUGUUCCUUAUCUAUCUAUCUAUCUAUCUAUGCCUGUUCUUUAUCUCUCUAUCUAUCUCUCUCUGUUCUUUAUCUAUCUAUCUAUCUAUCUAUCUAUCUAUCUAUCUAUCUCUGGUCUUUAUCUCCCUCUCUCUCUCUGUUCUUUAUCUAUCUAUCUAUCUAUCUAUCUAUCUAUCUAUCUAUCUAUCUAUCUCUCUCUGUUCUUUAUCUAUCUAUCUAUCUAUCUAUCUAUCUAUCUAUCUACCACAUCAAGUUUCAACAAUUAUCUAUCUAUUUAUGUACGCAUGUAUGUAUGCAUCUAUCUAUCUAUCUAUCUAUCUAUCUAUGUAUCACAGUCUGUUUAUUAUCUAUCAAUCUAUCUAUCACACCUGGUUAUUAUCUGCCUAUGAAUCUAUCUAUCACAGUCUGUUAAUUAUCUAUCUAUGUAUUUAUCUAUCUAUCUGUUAUGCUCUAAAGUCCGUUGGUUUAUUCUCCAACCAUUCGCUAGGAAGGAAGAGGUAG
Messenger RNA from Acanthosepion pharaonis, 834 nucleotides. The record is from the annotation of a GenBank genome assembly. NCBI's taxonomy places the organism in Eukaryota, Metazoa, Mollusca, Cephalopoda, Sepiida, Sepiidae.